This is a messenger RNA of Actinia tenebrosa (Australian red waratah sea anemone), 1032 nucleotides long. RefSeq lists its product as uncharacterized. Lineage: Eukaryota; Metazoa; Cnidaria; Anthozoa; Actiniaria; Actiniidae. The record is from RefSeq and is a predicted model, not a curated record. Gene Ontology annotation, biological process: DNA recombination; DNA integration. Gene Ontology annotation, molecular function: DNA binding.
AUGAGCCAGGCCCGUGCCCACUCAGAUCCCGGGUCACGUGUUGGAGGACUUCACAUCUCAGCUCUAGAAGCCCGUUGCCGAGAGCUGAUGAAAGAGGGAUUAGCUCAGAGCACCCGACGAUCCUACGCAAGCGCCCAGAACAGAUUUACAGCCUUUUGCUUGCAGUUUGGAAAAGCCCACGCGGACGGCUCUGUCUGUCCAGCAGAUGAAUGGACUUUGUGCCUGUUCGCGUCAUUCUUGUCUCAGUCCUUGAACCAUGCGUCGAUUAAGGCCUACCUUUCGGCAGUCCGUGCGCUUCACGUAGAGCAAGGCUUUCCUGACCCCUUGCUUGACCGGCCAAGACUACAGAGAGUGAUAAGAGGCAUUAAACGCGUCCACGGGACCAAAGCCACGGAUCGUUUACCCAUCACUGAUGACAUUAUGUGGUUGAUUCAUGGACAUUUGGACAUGUCCCAGGUGGAUCACUUAAUGUUUUGGGCAGCCUGUUGCCUAGCUUACUUUGGUUUCAUGCGUUCUGCGGAGUUUACUGUACCUAAAUUAAGCAGUUAUUCUUCAGCUAUUCACUUGAGCGUGCAAGAUAUAGCAGUAGACUCUAUAGACGCGCCGUCGUGUCUUUGUGUGUAUAUUAAAGCGUCUAAGACUGACCCAUUCCGAAAGGGUUGUCGAGUUUACGUGGGUAGGGCCACCCCUCCUUUGUGCGCAGUCCAUUCUCUAUUAGCGUAUCUGAAGAUCAGAGGAGAUUCCCCAGGGCCAUUGAUUUUGUUGCAAUCUGGUCAACCGUUGACACGCCCUCUUCUUACCAACUGGCUUAGAAAACUCUUGUUGUUGGCGAAUAUUCCAGGGAACUAUUCCAGCCAUAGUUUUAGAAUAGGCGCGGCUACGGUAGCAGCCCGAAACGGAGUUCCCGAUCACCUGAUACAGUCGAUGGGCCGGUGGUCCAGCAACGCCUACCAGCGAUAUAUCAGAUCCCCAGUGGAGGUAUUGGCUUCAGCCUCGGCACGUUUAUCGAAAUAAAGUACUGUCUUUGUCGUC